Molecule: messenger RNA, 945 nt
Organism: Eubalaena glacialis (North Atlantic right whale)
Lineage: Eukaryota; Metazoa; Chordata; Mammalia; Artiodactyla; Balaenidae
Gene: PITX1
Product: paired like homeodomain 1
Exons: 3
Coding region: 1-945 (314 amino acids)
Biological process (GO): regulation of transcription by RNA polymerase II; anatomical structure morphogenesis
Cellular component (GO): nucleus
Molecular function (GO): DNA-binding transcription factor activity, RNA polymerase II-specific; RNA polymerase II cis-regulatory region sequence-specific DNA binding
Source: RefSeq, a predicted model, not a curated record
AUGGACGCCUUCAAGGGGGGCAUGAGCCUGGAGCGGCUGCCGGAGGGGCUCCGGCCGCCGCCGCCGCCGCCGCACGACAUGGGGCCCGCCUUCCACCUAGCCCGCGCCGCCGACCCCCGCGAGCCGCUCGAGAACUCCGCCAGCGAGUCGUCCGACACGGAGCUGCCAGAGAAGGAGCGCAGCGGGGAACCCAAGGGGCCCGAGGACAGCAGUGCGGGCGGCGCAGGCUGCGGCGGUGUUGAGGACCCCGCCAAGAAGAAGAAGCAGCGGCGGCAACGCACGCACUUCACAAGCCAGCAAUUGCAAGAGCUGGAGGCCACGUUCCAGAGGAACCGCUACCCGGACAUGAGCAUGCGGGAGGAGAUCGCCGUGUGGACCAACCUCACCGAGCCACGCGUGAGGGUCUGGUUCAAGAACCGGCGAGCCAAGUGGCGGAAGCGCGAGCGUAACCAGCAGCUGGACCUGUGCAAGGGCGGCUACGUGCCGCAGUUCAGCGGCUUGGUGCAGCCCUACGAGGACGUGUACGCCGCUGGCUACUCCUACAACAACUGGGCCGCUAAGAGCCUGGCACCAGCGCCGCUCUCCACCAAGAGCUUCACCUUCUUCAACUCCAUGAGCCCGCUGUCGUCGCAGUCCAUGUUCUCGGCCCCCAGCUCCAUCUCCUCCAUGACCAUGCCGUCGAGCAUGGGCCCGGGCGCUGUGCCCGGCAUGCCCAACUCGGGCCUCAACAACAUCAACAACCUCACCGGCUCCUCGCUUAACUCGGCCAUGUCACCGGGCGCCUGCCCGUACGGCACACCCGCUUCGCCCUACAGCGUCUACCGGGACACGUGCAACUCGAGCCUAGCCAGCCUGAGGCUCAAGUCAAAGCAGCACUCGUCGUUCGGCUACGGCGGCCUGCAGGGCCCGGCCUCGGGCCUCAAUGCGUGCCAGUACAACAGCUGA